CGGCUCUCCAGGUAGAGAGCUGGCUAGGGAACUACCGCUCCCGGGAUCCCCUGUGGUCUCGGCUCCAGGGCGGGAUCCCAGCAACCGGAGGGUGAGGCUCAACUAUAUAUGAGUGCUGUACUAAACAAUUCUCCAGUAUGUGAAGGUGAAGACGGAAUGACUUUUAUAAACUAAAUAACUGGAGCAAGAGGACUGUUGGAAGCCAGGAAAUGGCUGCACUACCCAAGAAAGGUUUAAAAGGUUCCAUCCAUGACGUGUUCAGUGACCUCUUGGGAGACGACGAUGAAAUCCCCAUUAAAUCCAACAAGCCUUCCCAGCUCUCUGGGGGCAGCGGAGGGAGAUCCAGGGAAAUCGUCUCCAGGACCAGCAAAAAGUCCAUUUUGGAAUGUGGUGUCUUCAGCAAGAUGGCUGCUGAGGAAGAUGCAGGAGCAGAGGGAUCUGACCUCUCAGAUGUAGACCCACAAGCUUUGCUGGAGACCCUGAAGGAUAUGGAUGACAUGGAGGCUGAUCUCCUAGGCAUAAAGAAGUCGAGCUCUGGGGCUGGGAAGACAACAGCAAAGGGAUCAGAGAAACUUGACUCCCAAGGAGUCCAAGCAAAACCUGCAGGGAAACUAACAACUGCUGAGAGAGGGGAAUCUGCCACUGGAAAUGAAAAGAAACCUCUCUCCACACCCACCACCCUGCAGCGGCAGUACAGGAAGUUUUCUUUCAAAGAUUUAGAUGAUCCUUUGGCAGGGCUUUUAUCUGAUGAGGAGGAAGAUGCUGCUAAGAAGUUGCCUUCAACAGGCACCAAAAGUAGCCCUGAAAGACAUACUGGACCAGCCAAAGAGAAAGGGAUGUCUCUCUCGUCGGCCCCUGGCCACACUGUCACCCCCAUGCGGAGGAGGGAAGAGUUGACAUUUGAAGAUGAUGGGGAUGACCUGAUGGAUGCGCUGGGGUUUGGACAGAGUCCGAGGGGCGAGCUGAAGCAAGAGAGGAAGGGAGAGGAGCAAGAGCCCCGCCCUGCCCGCACCAAGCUGGAUGAGUUGUUGGGAAGUGGGACCACAGCCAAACUCUUGGAGCGACCGGCCACAGGAGAACGCAAGGAGUUCAAACUGGAUAAAAAGUACCAACAACAGACCAAUAAGGAAGACAUUUGGGACAAUGAGGAUUUCACCUUUGGUGCCUACCAGCCCACCCUGGCCUCCACCCCCGAGGGCCGACAGUCAAGGCGACAGUCUGUCAGGUUUUCAGCAGAAAAUAUCAAUGAACUUAAAAUGGACCAACGAUCCAAACCGACCACUCCAGCUAACACGAGCCCCAUGCGAGGCAGUAAGACUGGAGCUGACUGGCUGGGCUUGAAAGAUGAGGACUUUAUCGACUUGGAGCCUUCAUCUUCAGCCAGAGAUGCCACCAAAGAUAGUUCUGCAGCAACCCCUUUGAAUACACCAUUCAGCCCCCCAGCCACCAGGCGGCCCAGCCCAGCUAGCCAGCUCCUUCCUAGGACAAAGUCAGCUGCCGAGGAAGCAGCAGCUAAACCCAGAGCGCUGGAGGAGGAGGAGGAUAGCUGGCUGAGUAAUGCCUUGUCUCGAAAAAAAUCCCAGGUGCAAGGGAAGGUCAAGGAGAAAGGGGCUGGCCCCUCAGGCUCCCUGCAACAGGACGGCAAGGUGGACCCCAUCACUGUCACCAGCCAACCAGCUUCCUCUGCAAAAGAACCUCCGCAAUCUGUUGUCCCAGAAGAUAAAUCCAGCAGGAUGGAAGACUCAGGGUAUCCUGUUCCGUGGCUAACUACUCAGAAACAAGCCGCAACUCUUACAUCUGAGUUCAGGAAAGAGGCACCUUCUGGAGACACCAGCAAUGCCGCUCCCGCAGCUUCUCUCCAAGGACACCCAGAAGUUCUGAGGCCUUCCACACUAACUCAGGUUGCCAUGUCUGGGGCUCCUCUCCCGCAGGUUUUACUGCAGCAGCAGCUCCUGCAGGCUGAGCCCCUGGCACUGAGCUUGCUGAAUGCCGGCGAGAACGAGAAGAGGCUGGCAGCUUUGCAGGCACAGCUGAGGGAGAAUGUGGCUGGGCACCAGGUGGAGCUGCUGAGUGCCCAGACUCGACUCACGGAGCUGGAGAGCCAGGUGCGGAAGCUGGAGCUGGAGAGGAAUCAGCAGAAGCUGCUCCUGGACAGUUUACAGCAGCAUCAUCAGGAAGACUUGGAGCUCAUUGAAAAUGCACACAGGAGCCGUGUGAAGGUGAUUGAGGAAUCUUCCCGGCAGCGCGAGGCGAGAUUGCGGCAGGAGAAUGAGGAACUGGCAGCGCAGUACCUGGCCCACUGCCAAAGCGCAGAGCAGGCCAAGUCUGAGCUCCUGGCCCAGCAGCAGUGCAGGCUGGCAGAGCUGGAGCAGGAGAAGGCCCAGGAGGUGGCGAGGCUGCGGGAGCUGCAACGGGUCAUCCCCUCUGGAUCUCACAGGCUGUCCAUUCAGGAGAUGCGCAAAGAUCAUGAAGAGCAGCUACAGAGGCUGAAACGACUGAAAGAUCAGGAGAUUGACGCGGUAACCAGUGCCACCUCCCAUACCAGGUCUCUGAAUGGUGUCAUUGAGCAGAUGGAGAAGUUUUCCAGUAACCUGAACGACCUCUCCUACAAAGUGGAGGCUACUCACCACAACACAUCACAGGAGCUCGAGAUUGGAGCCCGUCAACGGGACGAACAGCUCAGGGUGCUGCAGGACAGACUGAUGCGGCAGGAGAGGGACAUGGAUGAAGAGCGGAGCCGGCUGCAGGAGGUCAUUGCUAAAAUGGAGGCCAGGUUGAGCGAGCAAACUCGUCUCCUGGAGCAGGAACGCUGGAGGGUGACGGCAGAACAAUCCAAAGUGGAAUCGCUACAGCGCUCACUAGAAGAACAGCGGAGGGUCAUGACCCAGCAGCUGGCCAUGGAAAGGGAAGAGCUGGAGCGGGCAAAGAACGUCUUGCUGGAGGAGCAGAAGUCGGUUAUGCAGAAGUGUGCUGAGGAGCGUCGAAAGCUCGCCAUGGAGUGGUCAGAGUUCCACACCCAACAGAAACUGAGCAAAGAGCGGACAGAGCGUGACGUUGACCGCGCCCUCCAGAUAGACUCCCAGAGAGAAGGGGCCAUCAUGACCCUGGCAAAGGAACAAGCAGAUCUGAAAAUCAAGGCCAGUGAGCUGAGGGCUAAGGAGGAGCAGCUGGCUAGAGAAAGGGAAUCUCUGGAGCGAGAGAGGCAGGAGCUGAGACUCGAGAAGGAAAGGGUUAACGUCGCUGCUGUACACGUCAAACAGAGGGCAGAGGAGAUUGACAGCAUGAGCAAGUUGUCCUCGCAGAAGUAUGAGGAGGGGGAGCAAGCCCUGCUGGAGGCGAAGAAAGUGGAGUCAGAACACCAGACGAGGCUGCGUACCAUGGAGCAGCAGCUGGAACGGCUGAAGCAGCAGGAGCAGCACCUGCACCAGGAGCGCCAGAACCUGGCUCGUCAGAGGAGACAGCUUGAACAGCUGCGAGAGGAGCUUUCCAGCAGCCCGGUGCAGUUCCUGACCAAACCCCUGGCAUCUGCAUCAAGUGCUCCCUGCACCACACAAUAUUUCCCCCCUCCUGUUAUCAGCUUACCUCAGCACAACUCUGGCAGCACAGGGGGCACCUUGGGCACAGCAGGGGCGGGACCCGCAGAGUUGUACGCCAAACUAGUGCUGCUGAAGCACACAGCUGCACGGGACCGGGAUUUCUUGGAAGAUGAGCAGUUCUUUCUAAACACCCUGAAGAAAGCUUCCUACAACAUGUCUUCUGAGACAGCAUGAGGCGCUCAGCCCCUGGCAUUGCUGAUGCUGCUGGGUUUUUCUACAAGGAAGACAUGGGAUUUUCUAAUGUAUAGUCUUUUUUUUAAAAUGCAAAAAUGAAUGGACUGAAAAUUGUCAGAUACAUUCAGCAAGGAAGCAGUUAGUUUAAAAAAACACAAAAAUGUUGUGAAUUUUGUACUGUGUCUACUGACAGGCCUACAGCAUAUGGUCCUCCAUUACUCCAGCUGUCAGCCCUUCAGCACCUUUCAAUAUCCAUUGCUCUCUCUGGGUUUUAUGUUGUCAUCUAUCUCAGAGUGUUGAAGCACCUUCCACAUACAACAGCCUGGCAGCAGCAAAGGGAGAGGGAGUGUCUGGCUAGGAGGCAGGGGGGAUUUGGGGCAGAGG
Pelodiscus sinensis (Chinese soft-shelled turtle) is the source of this 4154-nucleotide messenger RNA. The record is from RefSeq and is a predicted model, not a curated record. NCBI's taxonomy places the organism in Eukaryota, Metazoa, Chordata, Testudines, Trionychidae.